UCAAAGUGAGUCGGACCUCGUGAGGCAGACAAAACGGGAACGGAGAUGUCCGGGACCCAGUCCAGAGCCGCGACCCAGCACCCCUCCAGGAUGAGGAAGGAGGAAUCUUUCCUGGGCAAGCUAGGAGGAACCCUGGCGAGGAAGAAGAAGUCUAAAGAAGUGAGUGAUCUGCACGAGGAGGGGAAGAAUGCCAUCAACGCUCCCAUGCUGCCCGCAGGGACAGACAUCCAUCCAGAGGACACCCUGCUGGAGGAGAACGCCGAGAGGAUCAUGCUGGACCCCACAUCCAGGGAGAAGCCCAAGUUCAAGGACCUCGUGAAGGUCCUGAUAGACUGGAUCAACAGUGAGCUGGAAGAAGAAAGGAUCAUUGUCAAGGACCUGGAGGAGGACUGUUAUGAUGGACAGGUGCUGCAGAAGUUAUUUGAGAAGCUGUCGGGCCGGAAGCUGAACAUGGCCGAGGUGACCCAGUCCGAGAUUGGACAGAAGCAGAAGCUUCAGACGGUUUUGGAGUCGGUUAACCAGCAGCUCAGACCUCACGGCUGGUCUAUUGAAUGGAGUGUCGACUCUGUUCAUUCAAAGAACUUGGUGUCCAUCGUGUACCUGCUGGUGGCGCUGGCCAUGCACUUCCAGGCUCCCAUCCGGCUGCCGGAGCACGUCUCUGUGCAGGUGGUGGUGGUCAAGAAAAGACAAGGCAUCCUGCAGACGUCCCACGUGACCAAGGAGCUGACCAGCACCACAGAGAUGAUGCUGAGUAGAUUCGAGCGGGAUGCGUUCGAUACCCUGCUGGACCACGCUCCUGACAAGCUCAACGUGGUCAAGACGUCUCUCAUCACCUUCGUCAACAAGCACCUGAACAAGCUGAACCUGGAGGUGACGGAGCUGGAGUCUCAGUUUGCUGACGGAGUGUACCUGGUGUUGCUGAUGGGGCUGUUGGAGGACUACUUCGUCCCUCUGUACAACUUCUACCUCACACCCGAGAGCUUUGAGCAGAAGGUUCAUAAUGUGGCGUUUGCCUUCGAGCUGAUGCAGGACGGAGGCCUGAAGAAACCAAAAGCCAGACCUGAAGAGGCGCACUGCGUAACCUUUAACACGCUCCUCCCUUUGUCUGUUCGCAAAAUGGAAGACGCCAUUGAGAAGCUGCUGCAACUCGACGCUCACAAGGUCAACACGGUGAAGAAGGCAAUUUUACACUUUGUCAACCAGAAUAUGGUGACGAUGGGCCUGCAGGUGGCUGACAUGGACAAACAGUUUUCAGAUGGCGUGAUUCUCCUGCUGCUGGUCGGACAGUUGGGGGGUUUCUACAUUCCGCUCUGUGACUUCCACCUGACACCUAUCAAUCAUUCCGAGAUGCUUCAUAAUGUGACCCUGGCCAUGGAUCUCCUUGGUGACAUGGGCCUCCAGGUGACCAGCGUUAAGCCACAAGAUAUCGUCUCUCAGGACCUCACCGCCACCCUGAAGGUCCUGUACGCCCUCUUCAAAAAGCACAAGGGUCCGUCAGACGGCAGCAGGACGAGGAGCCAGCCUUAAAGGACCAAUCUGUAAUUUCUUUUUCACCAAAUGAAUUUGAGGUAUAGUCACAUGUGUAGGUGAAAGGUUCGAGUUAUCGUUGGAAAAUAUGGAUUUUGUGUCUCUCUGUAGACCUGUGUCCCCCCCCCCCGCCCCUUGUGUUGUCCACACAUUCUGUAUACUGCCCUUGUCUUAAGGGUCAUUUAUGGCCCACCAUCUUUUGAUAGCUUGUUUAGUAAGACGAGUCCUACUAAAACACGCCCGUGUUUCUCUAAAACUAUGGACAUGAGCAGUAUCAGAUUCGGCUGAGUGGGCGACCCUGACCGUUGACCACAAAAAGGUUCUUCCGCUCAGCAUCUUGUGAGUUUCACCACUGGUCACCGAUUGGCUCUUCCGCUGAAAUAUCACAUCCCCUACGCUGCAUCCCCGUAGCUUUGUUAUUUAACCCAUAACUGGGGUAACCUUGACUCAUUAUCAGGGCGUGUCCACAGGCCAGUGGGCCAUGAUAAUGAGCCUACGGGGGGGUUACUCCUCCAGGGGUUUCCGUUCGGGGUUGCCCCACCCUUAGCCUUUGGCUAAAAAGCCUUAUCCCGCACGGUAGCGGUGUACCGGUCACUCUAUAGGGCACCGGUGAUUCGCCCGUAGUCAGAGCCCCGCUAGUGAAGACAGUCAGAACCUCGAGAGGGUGGGGUGGACUUGUCUGGGAGAAGCUUUAUAUUGCGCUAGGGGGUCCGGGGGGUCCGGGAGAGGAAAAUGAAAAAUGCAGUUAAAAAAGGCCUAAUAAUAAAAAUAAAAUUAAAUAUAUCAGAAAAUAAUAAUCAAAAAAAAUACCGAAAGAAAGAACUGUUGAUGAAUAUUGUAAAGCACAAAUGACAAUGAAUGUUUGGUUAAUAAAAGAAAGAAUGUUGACUAUAAUACAACUGAGAAAUGAUUUGAAAUGUAAAUUAAGUUAAUAUUGCAUUCAUAAA
This is a messenger RNA of Lampris incognitus (smalleye Pacific opah), 2474 nucleotides long. Its product is annotated as beta-parvin-like. Gene Ontology annotation, molecular function: actin binding. The transcript is spliced from 17 exons. Gene Ontology annotation, cellular component: actin cytoskeleton; focal adhesion; cytoplasm. The record is from RefSeq and is a predicted model, not a curated record. Lineage: Eukaryota; Metazoa; Chordata; Actinopteri; Lampriformes; Lampridae. Gene Ontology annotation, biological process: actin cytoskeleton organization; lamellipodium assembly; establishment or maintenance of cell polarity. Bases 46 to 1527 code for a protein of 493 amino acids.